AUGCGGCGCAGACGGCGGAGGCGAGGCAUCAGGAUUCCUGCUGGUUGUUUCGUCAACCAAGAGCAUCGAAAAACCACAUUGUUCAAAGGGCUGACAAACGAGAUGAAAUGGAUGGAGCAAAUCGUCAGCGAAUGCCAAGAAACAGCGUUCAAUGCCCACAUUCUACCCAUGCCGGGCUCAGAAUGGGUCCCUCAUGAAACGGACAUGGAAGUGUUUGGCACCACAGCAACCUGUGAGCCAAGAGCUUACAUCAUGGCGCUUGACCUCAAGGAUAUCCGCCAUCUUCUACCCAACAUCGGAUCUGCUGUCGAAGUCGAGCUCAGUGUCGAUCAAAUCUAUCACACCGCACCCAAAUUCUGUCUCGAGGGUGAUGCGCUUGACGCCUUGGCUGCCGUCAUCGAGAAAGAUAUAGACGUUUGCGAAUUACAAGCCUAUGAUGCUGUGGAAGGCGCCUAUGAAACUGCAUUCAAAAUCAUCUGCGACGAGGGUUACGACAUUGACAGUAUCCGCAGCCGGGAAGUCAUGAAAUCUCUUACGGUCGAGCAGUACCGAGAACUAGCCAAAAGCUACCUGUACCAAUACAACGCCAACGUUUCUGAUGAAGCCAUCCCAGGAAUGCCCUCCGCAGACACUGAAACACGCCGAAUGUACGACGCGGACAAGUUUGCAUUAGAGCUGCGCGCGGCACCGGGUGAACUGCCAGCUGACCAUAGGCAGCGCAUUAAGGACUGGAUCCAGCAGCACAAGGUUACCAGUCGGACCCCAACAGACCCGUCCGCCUUUGUUGGCCGCCGGAUCAAGCUUCCACCUGGAGUGACGGCUGAUGUUGCCUUGUUCAAUCUCGAGGUACCGCUUCAGCCAUACUGGCCAGUUGACUACCAGAGCCCGCCAGUGACAUUGAGCGUUCCCCAGCGAACCUGGCCGUCCGACUUGAGCGAUUAUUUCGAUAACAUCACCAAGGGAUCGCCACAAGCUGUUUGUGCUUACAUUAGUUACGAAGUCGGUACAGAGACUUUUCUGAUGGAACACUGGACCAUUGAAAAGAUGAGCAGGCUCCCAAAGGAGUCAUUGGGAAACGACUGGUGGGACUUCUCGACUCGCUUUCACAACAUCCCGGCUCCAGAAUGCAUUGAUCUGCUGAAAUGGUAUCCAGCUCUUCAAAACCGAUUAGGCACUGACAUGUUGGAGAACGGAUACGCAAGAGUCGUCGAAACCAUGGCCAGAUCGCGAGCAGGAAAAUUCAUCAUCAAUGCACCAGCAGGGCCAAACAGGUCAAACUUUGCGUUGUCAAUUGUUCAGGCGAUCAUGUCAGAAGCUCCCGAUCCUCCAGCCAAUGUGUUAUCUAGGCUAAAUGCAGAGUAUCGUCGACAUGUACCGUAUGAUUACUGGGAGGUCCAGUUUGAAAAAGACUUGUACAACCAGUUGCAGAUGGCCAUGUGGAAUAACAUGUCAGCUGAAGAAAGAUCACUCAGCCGCAAGAAAGUGGAUGAGUUUGUACCCGUUACCGGGAGAGUGGCUUGGAUCGCACCUCAUGAUGACCAAGUUGACGAGGCUGUGGAGCGAUUGAUUGCCCAGAAUCCAGGCAAAACCAUUCUCCGAAUCUACUGCCACGACGCUGAGGUGAAGAAUCUCAUAGAGCCAGAGGCCGAGCCAGAAGACACCGUUGUUGCCAGUGGAAAGACUACUUCAGAAACCCAAAUGAUUGAAGCGUACAACAGUUGCCUACUUGAGGAAUACCGAAAGCACAACCCAGCCUCGAACAAGCACUCCUGGUCUGAGCAAUGCCUAAGCAGGGGACACUUUGACAGGUCAGGCUGUUGGUCAGAAAUGAACCCCACGGAGCGCAGCCAGUAUCUGAGCGAUGCCGAGGAAGCGCUCAAUUACCUGCUGGACCGAGCCGACGCCAUUUGCGCCACGCCUUCCGCCUUUUACAAGAUAUACAAGCGCGUGGGAUACAGCGGGUUUGAGCCGUCCUUUAUCAUCGUGGACAAUGCCAACCAGCUGACGGAACCCUCGUCUCUGCUGCCUAUCGCCAUCUUCCCAGACGUUCCGACAAUGUUUGUCGGCGACCUUGAACAAGAUGGGCCGGAGGUCAUGGCUUCAGAAGAGAGCUUGAGAACAUCGACGGCCACCAAACGGCGCACCCGUAGCCUUCUUCAGAGGGUAGAGGAUGCCGGGUAUUUGGACUAUCAGUUCUUUCCCAAUAGGUAG
This is a messenger RNA of Trichoderma reesei QM6a, 2211 nucleotides long. RefSeq lists its product as uncharacterized. The record is from RefSeq and is a predicted model, not a curated record. The coding region runs from base 1 to 2211 and encodes 736 amino acids. Lineage: Eukaryota; Fungi; Ascomycota; Sordariomycetes; Hypocreales; Hypocreaceae. Gene Ontology annotation, molecular function: helicase activity. The transcript has a single exon.